GCCCAGACGCGGAGAAAAUGGCAGCAGGGGUCGAAGCGGCUGAAGUAGCAGCGACAGAGCCCAAAAUGGAGGAAGAGAGCGGCGCGCCCUGCGUGCCGAGCGGCAACGGAGCUCCAGGCCCGAAGGGUGAAGGAGAACGACCUACUCAGAAUGAGAAGAGGAAGGAGAAAAACAUAAAAAGAGGAGGCAAUCGCUUUGAGCCAUACACCAAUCCAACUAAAAGAUACAGAGCCUUCAUUACCAACAUACCUUUUGAUGUGAAAUGGCAGUCACUUAAAGACCUGGUUAAAGAAAAAGUUGGUGAGGUAGCAUACGUGGAGCUCUUAAUGGACGCUGAAGGAAAGUCAAGGGGAUGCGCUCUUGUUGAAUUCAAGAUGGAAGAGAGCAUGAAAAAAGCUGCUGAAGUUUUAAACAAGCAUAGUCUGAGUGGAAGACCACUGAAAGUCAAAGAAGAUCCUGAUGGUGAACAUGCCAGGAGAGCAAUGCAAAAGGCUGGAAGACUUGGAAGCGCAGUAUUUGUAGCAAAUCUGGAUUAUAAAGUUGGCUGGAAGAAACUGAAGGAAGUAUUUAGUAUGGCUGGUGUGGUGGUCCGAGCAGACAUUCUGGAGGAUAAAGAUGGGAAAAGUCGUGGAAUAGGCACUGUGACUUUUGAACAAUCCAUUGAAGCUGUGCAAGCUAUAUCUAUGUUUAAUGGCCAGCUGCUGUUUGAUAGACCAAUGCAUGUCAAAAUGGAUGAGAGGGCCUUACCAAAGGGAGACUUUUUCCCUCCUGAACGACCACAGCAACUUCACCAUGGACUUGGUGGUAUUGGUAUGGGUUUAGGACCUGGAGGACAGCCUAUUGAUGCCAACCACCUGAACAAAGGCAUUGGAAUGGGAAACCUAGGGCCUGCAGAAAUGGGAAUGGAAGGCAUAGGAUUUGGAAUAAAUAAAAUUGGAGGCAUGGAAGGACCCUUUGGUGGUGGUAUGGAAAACAGGGGGCGAUUUGGAUCUGGGAUGAACAUAGGCCGAAUAAAUGAAAUCCUAAGUAAUGCACUGAAGAGAGGAGAGAUCAUUGCAAAGCAAGGAGGAGGUGGAGCUGGAGGCAGUGUCCCUGGAAUCGAGAGGAUGGGCCCUGGCAUUGACCGCAUUGGCGGUGCUGGCAUGGAGUGCAUGGGCGUAGGCCUAGGCCAUGGCAUGGAUCAAGUGGGCUCUGAGAUUGAGCGUAUGGGCCUGGUCAUGGACCGCAUGGGCUCAGUUGAGCGCAUGGGCUCCGGCAUUGAGCGCAUGGGCCCACUAGGUCUUGACCACAUGGUCUCGAGUAUUGAGCGCAUGGGCCAGACCAUGGAGCUAAUUGGCUUUGGCGUGGAGCGCAUGGGUGCCAGCAUGGGCUUUGGCCUAGAGCGCAUGGCCGCGCCCAUUGACGGAGUGGGCCAAACCAUUGAGCGCAUGGGCUCUGGUGCAGAACGCAUGGGCCCUGCCAUUGAGUGUAUGGGCCUGAGCAUGGAUCGCAUGGUGCCCGCAGGCAUGGGGGCCGGCCUGGAGCGCAUGGGCCCUGUAAUGGAUCGUAUGGCCACGGGCCUGGAGCGAAUGGGCACCAACAACCUGGAGCACAUGGGCCUGGAGCGCAUGGGAGCCAACAGUCUGGAGCCCAUGGGCCUGGAGCGCAUGGGAGCCAACAGUCUGGAGCGUAUGGGCCCUGCCAUGGGCCCGGCAUUGGGCGCUAGCAUUGAGCGAAUGGGCCUGGCCAUGGGUGGCGCUGGAGGUGCUAGCUUUGACUGAGCCAUUGAGAUGGAACGGGCAACUUUGGAGGAAGCUUCGCAGGUUCCUUUGGUGGAGCUGGAGGCCAUUCACCUGGAGUAGCCAGGAAAGUCUGCCAGAUAUUUGUGAGAAAUCUCCCAUUUGAUUUUACAUGGAAGAUGCUAAAGGACAAAUUCAACGAAUGUGGCCAUGUGCUGUACGCCGACAUCAAGAUGGAGAACGGAAAAUCCAAGGGGUGCGGUGUGGUUAAGUUUGAGUCUCCAGAGGUGGCUGAGAGAGCCUGCCGGAUGAUGAAUGGCAUGAAGCUGAGUGGCCUAAAGAUUGAUGUUUGAAUCGAUAGAAAUGCUUAAGCAGUUGCCUUUUUUAAACAUCAAUACCAGACCUCUAAAUUUGUAUUUUUCCUUGUUAACCAUUUUAAUUUGUUGGCUGGAUGUAUAAAGAUGUUUAAAAAAUUCAGUUGCUUUUUGGGGUAAUCUGAAUUAAUAUUUUAAUGAUUGGGGUUCCAUUUGACUGUUUGCAUUGAGAUUGCAAUGUGCACAAUUUUUUUUGUAGUUGUGGCAUCUUGUUGACAUCAAAUAUGACUUUGAUAAUAAAUACCAGUUCCAGGAAAAA
Peromyscus eremicus (cactus mouse) is the source of this 2351-nucleotide messenger RNA. RefSeq names its product heterogeneous nuclear ribonucleoprotein M-like. The record is from RefSeq and is a predicted model, not a curated record. Lineage: Eukaryota; Metazoa; Chordata; Mammalia; Rodentia; Cricetidae. Gene Ontology annotation, biological process: regulation of mRNA stability involved in response to oxidative stress; alternative mRNA splicing, via spliceosome. Gene Ontology annotation, cellular component: cytoplasm; nucleus; post-mRNA release spliceosomal complex. Bases 18 to 1760 code for a protein of 580 amino acids. The transcript has 2 exons. Gene Ontology annotation, molecular function: mRNA binding.